Molecule: messenger RNA, 216 nt
Organism: Acanthoscelides obtectus
Lineage: Eukaryota; Metazoa; Arthropoda; Insecta; Coleoptera; Chrysomelidae
Source: the annotation of a GenBank genome assembly
AUGUACGAUCCAGUCAACGGAGGUGUGACAAGCACAGAGAGCGGACAAGGUUCUGGAAGUUCCUUCUAUACUGACAAUCCACUCAGCGCUAGCACUUCUCAAUGGUAUCCAUCUGGACCCUACCCCGAACCAACCUGCAGUCGAUGCAGUAGACCCUUCUAUUUUACCGAUAUCAUGAUGGAGAGGUAUUGCAAUACAUUGUACCUCCAGACGUAA